Heterobilharzia americana is the source of this 1132-nucleotide messenger RNA. Lineage: Eukaryota; Metazoa; Platyhelminthes; Trematoda; Strigeidida; Schistosomatidae. The record is from the annotation of a GenBank genome assembly.
CCAUCUUCGCCGCUCUGCCUCUUCUGUCAACUUGCUGGAUUUUGCCUGUAGAUCUUCUAGUUUGUGCGACAUUAAAAACAAAUCAUCAUUGGCGAAAUCCAAAUCUUCUAGGUGCCUUUCCGCAGUCCAGCGUAUGCUCAUCUUCUCGCUCCUCACUGUUUGCUGCAUGAUCCAGUCCAGUCUUCCACAAUCAGGAAGAUCAUCGGUGAUAGUAGGCGGCAGCCUUGUCUUACUCCUGUCUGUUUUCACUUCAAAGGCGUCAAUGAGCUUCUCAUUGUGAAUUACUUGGCAUGUGGCGUUUCCAUAUAGUUGCUGAAUGAGACUGACAAAGGUUUGUGGUAUUCCGAAGUGUUGAAGCAAAUGUCUGCCAAACUGCUUCUCGGUUGACGCUGUCGAAGGCCUUCUCAAAGUCGAUAAAGUUGAGGUGUAGAGUUGACCGCCAUUCUAUACUCUGUUCUAUCAUGGUGCAAAGCGUUGCAAUUUGGUCCGCACAUGAUUUGUACUUCCUGAAUCCAGCCAGCCUGUUCCAGUCGUCGUUUUGAACUCAGAGCAUCCUUUAGCCUCUCCAAGAUGAUGCGGCUUAAUAUUUUGCUUGCUCCAGGUGGACAGGAGAGUGAUUCCGCGCCAGUUCUUGCAAAGUCUUAUGUCACUCUUCUUCCAAUCGCCAGGUACCUUCCAUUCCUUCCACACCUUCUGCAGUAGUGGUGAGAACAUGUCCACUGUUGUCUCUUCGUCUGUUCUCAGUGCUUCUGUUCGGAUUUCAUCUGGUUCUGCUGCUUUCCCGGAUUUCAGUAGCGUUUUGGCGUUCAGGACUUUGACAUCUGUUGGAGGAUUUAUGUUCGUUUGUAGUUCUAAGGCUGGGCUGCAGAUGGUAUUUCUGGACGAAGUGCAGGUGGUGGCCGAUUCAAAAGCUUCUGGAAGUGGUCAGUCCAUCGUUUUCUUUGUUUCCCUUCUUUAUUUAUUCAGUUUUCGUCGUCGUCUUUUAUUGGUUUCAUCUGCGUUGACCUCUUAUCAGAUAGCAACGUGGUUACUUGAUAUAAUGUUAUCAGGUCUGUCCCUCCUACCAACAGCCUGUUCUACUUCACUCGUCAGUGUGUCGUAGAAGUGUCUUUUGUCUUUCCGUGCACUCUUC